GGCCAAGUUUGCUUGUGCUCCAAGUUCUCCAGGUUGCUGCGGGCAGUUUUUCAAGGCUAUACACCCUAGUUGAGCGUAUUGAGGCCAUGCAAUCCAGCAAGCUUGAGUUUCAUCCUUUCUUAUCCCUUCACGAUUGAGGCUUGUUGAACCAUUGUAACUUCGACAUCAGUGAUCCCACUUCAGUUUGAAACAACAAGUAUGCUGGGAAACUUUGCGCUUAACGUCAUAGUGCUGGCUCUCAUGCCAUAUGCAUCCUCUCGCCUGUUUACGGUGUAUAACACAUGUCCAUUCACGAUAUGGCCGGCUAUGUUCACUGACCUUAACGUAGGUACAGCAAUACCUAACUUUCCAACGGGAUGGGAAGCAGCCCGUUUUACUGCAGUAAGCUUUCCUGUACCGGAUAACUGGAAAGCUGGGCGGAUAUGGGGUCGACGAGAUUGUGACUUCACGAUCGCGAAUGGCCCAACGUGUCUUUCGGGUUGGUGCAAUGGUGGCCUAUUAUGCGACCCUGGUACAGGUACUGGCGUCCCACCAGCUUCUGUUGCGGAAUGGACACUUCAGGGUGAUGAAUUCCGAGACUUCUACGAUGUAUCUUUGGUUGACGGGUAUGACCUUCCAAUGCGCAUCACGAACUCGGCUGGGUGUCCCGUUGCUGACUGCGCAGUCGACCUGGGACCAAUCUGCCCACAACCUCUUCAAGGGCCGUUUGACUCAACCGGAUUCCCUGUCGGCUGUAAAAGUGCAUGUGCAGCGAACAUCGAUGGCGACCCCACGAAUUCACCCAAUUGCUGCUCCGGAAGCUUCGACACCGCCGCAACAUGUCCGAACUCAAACGUGGCGUUUUACGGAUUCUUCAAGGGUAACUGCCCCAACGCAUAUGCAUAUGCAUUCGACGAGAGCAGCGGGACGGCACUGUGGACUUGUGACUCAAAUUUGAAUGCAGAUUAUACUCUGACAUUUUGCCCGUCUUUGAACGGUACAGAUCCAGCGCCUCUGUCACAAAGUACUAUCUUAUCAAGCCCGACCGUUGUUGCUGCUCCGUCAGCUACAACGGAAACUUCCGCAACACUACCAGCUUCUGCACAGGGAGCUCUAUCAUCCGGCGCAUUGUCGUUCACAACGAUGAGUGUGCAAAUUGUGCUGGUACUGUUGGCGGGAGGAAGUCUUUUGUUUUAGUCUGACGAAAUUUCUAAUAUUCUAAUCUCAUGGACUUGGACUGGCGCAUUUCACGAUUGAUAUAUAUGUAUUACAUCACAAUGUCGUUGCAUUCCUUAGAUGACAACUACAUUUCAGCAUGGCUUGAACGAUAUAGGAGAUCUGCAU
This is a messenger RNA of Somion occarium, 1323 nucleotides long. The record is from the annotation of a GenBank genome assembly. Lineage: Eukaryota; Fungi; Basidiomycota; Agaricomycetes; Polyporales; Cerrenaceae.